Boeremia exigua is the source of this 1073-nucleotide messenger RNA. RefSeq names its product NAD-dependent epimerase/dehydratase-like protein. The transcript is spliced from 3 exons. The coding region runs from base 252 to 923 and encodes 223 amino acids. Lineage: Eukaryota; Fungi; Ascomycota; Dothideomycetes; Pleosporales; Didymellaceae. The record is from RefSeq and is a predicted model, not a curated record.
AGGAAUGUGACAUCUUUCGAACUAACAAUUUACUACUUCUGCAUUCAAAAUGACCUUGUGGGAUGCCCACAUGCGUUGUCGCACGCAUUGUUGCACUUAAUCACCCCUCGCCUGAUUGUCGCAUCGAGUAAAGCUGGGACCUUGCAGUCUGCCUGACACGUAUAGCUUAUGGCCCUGGGCGUCCAACACUUUGCGCUUCAUAAAGAUCUACGUAAAACACCUAGAAGCUGGCAAGCAUACAGCUGUGAAAGAUGCGACUCGUGGUGCUGGGUGGCAACGGCAGGACCGGUGUUCACCUCGUUGAACAAGCUUUGGAGAGAGGUCAUAACAUCACCGCGUUAGUCCGAAAUCCUGCUAAGCUGCCUACUAGACCUGGUCUUCAUGUCUGCGAAGGCACUCCACUUAAUCUCGAAGAUGUCUACAAAACGUUCAAGGCAGGUAGCUGCUAUACACGUCCUGAAGCAGUGAUUGUCUGCCUUAACCCCAGCCGUGCUUCGGACAGCCCAUUUUCCCGCCCCACAGCCCCCCCACGCUUCAUGGCCGAUAGCGUCGCCAACGCCAUUACAGCAAUGAGAUUACACAACGUCCCCAAAAUCGUCAUUAUGCAAGCCUUGGGUGUUGGCAAUAGUUUUUCCAAUCUCCCAUGGUGGAUGCGCUACGUACGGUACUGGACCUACAUGAAACAUUCCUACGACGAUCACGACCUCGUCAAUAACGAAGUCCAGCUGGCGGGCGUUACUUAUGUCCUGCCGCGCCCGCCUUGGCUGACAAAUGGGGAGGCAUCCCCGGUACGUACCUUUGGGAACACUGGACAUGGUAUUGGGACUUUUGCUAUGAUAUCGCGGAAGUCAGUGGCAAACUUCUUGUUAGAUGCGUGUGAGAGAGACGACUGGGAUGCGAGCACGCCGGUCAUUGCAAGAUAAAUCACUAUUAAGCUCACCAUAGCACGACGAGGCGCAGCAGAGAGCUACUGGUUGGUCCCAUGUCAUGUUGCUUUGCACAGAGAGUCUAUUCCCAGAGUCGCACUAGAUCUGACGCGGGCUGACGCCGGCUAGAUCACAUCGUCUGUAGUA